Molecule: messenger RNA, 1023 nt
Organism: Sorghum bicolor (sorghum)
Lineage: Eukaryota; Viridiplantae; Streptophyta; Magnoliopsida; Poales; Poaceae
Product: thioredoxin M3, chloroplastic
Exons: 2
Coding region: 107-682 (191 amino acids)
Cellular component (GO): cytoplasm
Molecular function (GO): protein-disulfide reductase activity; oxidoreductase activity, acting on a sulfur group of donors, disulfide as acceptor
Source: RefSeq, a predicted model, not a curated record
CAACGUCGCUGUCUUGAGGCAGGAUCGGCCGUGUGCGGCUGUCUCGUGAAUUUUCUACCAACCGCAUUUCUCCGCCACGACUCGAGCUCGACACACGAAAUCAGACAUGGCCGCCGCCGCCGUCGCCGCUCCUCCCUGCCCCGCGCCUCCGCGCGGGCUCCGCUGCGCCAAGACGGUGCCUUUUCCCUCCUCCGCCGCCGCACCCAGCCGCGGAAGGGUCGUCUACGGCUCCUCCUACGCCCGCCGGUGGCAGUGCCGCCGCUGGGCCCACCGGCCGGACGCUGCGACGACGCGGAUCCGGCGGCCAACGGCGCGCCGCACGGCGGCACUGAGGGUGACCUGCGCCUACUCCCCCGGCGCUGAAAGAAUCACUGCAUGCUCUUGGAAUGAAUAUGUGAUCUGCAGUGAUGUACCUGUGCUUAUUGAGUUUUGGGCCUCCUGGUGUGGACCUUGCAAAAUGGUCACACGGAUUGUCGAUGAGAUAGCACAAGAAUAUGCUGGGAGAAUAAAAUGCUACAAGCUUGACACUGACGAUUACCCACAGGUUGCUACGGCUUACAGCAUCGAUAGGAUUCCAACUGUUUUACUCUUCAAGGAUGGAGAGAAAAUACAUAGUAUUACCGGGACACUGCCAAAGGCUGUUUAUGUGAAAGCCAUUGAGAAAUCUAUUUCAGAACAAUGACAUAUUUGGUUAAUAUUCUCUGGUCCAGAGUUAUUGAUCUGUAUACUUCAUUUUAUACCAGAUAGUGCAGAGAGAACUCAAGGUAAAAUUUGAGUUUACAGCACAAGCAUCUUAUCUAGAAGUAUGGAACUGAUGGUGAUCCUUUUGCUAUACAAUAGCAGUGUAAAUAUAGAUGUAUUUCUUAAAAGCCAGCGUGUUCCUUUUUUUUAACCAAAAAGUUUCCUCAAAGACUGAAAUAUAUUAUUACAGGGCAAGGGCAGCCUAUUUGAGGCCCUCGGCGAUACCUUAUUAAAUGAAAUCAAAGUUAGGUUUUCCUCAACUUUUUUGUUGAGUCUAUAUCA